Molecule: messenger RNA, 637 nt
Organism: Macrosteles quadrilineatus (aster leafhopper)
Lineage: Eukaryota; Metazoa; Arthropoda; Insecta; Hemiptera; Cicadellidae
Product: glucosamine-6-phosphate isomerase-like
Exons: 5
Biological process (GO): N-acetylneuraminate catabolic process; N-acetylglucosamine catabolic process; carbohydrate metabolic process
Cellular component (GO): cytoplasm
Molecular function (GO): identical protein binding; glucosamine-6-phosphate deaminase activity
Source: RefSeq, a predicted model, not a curated record
GUCGAGAGUUCAUUUCAGUGUUGUCGGUGUCUUUGUCGCUUAUCUGUUACUAUUAUUGUUUUGUAUCAAGGACUGAGCAGCUGGGCGGAGGUGUCAAUGGCCUGAUUACAGCAAGGUUAUCAGCUGGUCUCUGUGGAAGUAGGUCAUCCAUCAACCAGUACAACUCCUGGCCCAGAGUUUACCUCCAGUCACACUGCACCGCGGGCUGACAACAACUAACUAUCAAGUAUGAGGUUGGUGAUUCUAGACAAUACAGCUCAAGUAGCAGAGUGGUCAGCCAAGUAUGUACUCAAGAAGAUCAAGGACUUCAAGCCCGGGCCUGACAAGUAUUUUGUCCUUGGCUUGCCUACAGGAGGAACUCCACUUGGAAUGUAUAAGAAGCUCAUAGAGUUCUACAAAAAUGGCAAAAUAUCCUUCAAAUAUGUUAAAACCUUCAACAUGGAUGAGUAUGUUGGGUUGCCAAGGGACCACCCUGAAAGUUACCAUUUCUACAUGUUUAACAACUUCUUCAAGCACAUUGACAUAGAGCCGAGCAACGUGCACAUCUUGGACGGCAAUGCAACAGAUCUGGCGGCCGAGUGUGCCAGCUUCGAGGCCAAGAUAACUGAGGCCGGCGGAGUGCAUUUGUUCAUUGGGG